Messenger RNA from Entamoeba invadens IP1, 1044 nucleotides. RefSeq lists its product as hypothetical. Bases 1 to 1044 code for a protein of 347 amino acids. NCBI's taxonomy places the organism in Eukaryota, Evosea, Mastigamoebida, Endamoebidae. The record is from RefSeq and is a predicted model, not a curated record. The transcript has a single exon.
AUGUCAAAAAUAGAUGUGUAUCACAUGAUGAUUGUUUCCAAAUAUUUUUCAACAAUAUACGACUUUAUAUCGAUUGAAUUUGUCUGCAAAAAGUAUAAUGGUAACAUGGAAAAGUUUCACUUUAAUCCAAUUGCACUUACAAACAAAACAAUAAAAUAUUUUAAAUCAAUUGAAACGCUGAAUUUAUACACCAAAAAUGAUGAAACUUUUGGAAGUACUUUUGAUUCAAAUAAUACCAAAGAAAAUUCAUUCAAUAAAAAAGAAUUUUACAAAGUAAAUGUUUUAUACCCAGUUGACUAUGACAAAGCUUAUCAACACAAAAUUUCCACUUUUGUUUUCAGAGAUGUGUGUUACACUAAAACAAACAGAAUAAUGUUCGGCGACUCUAUUCCGUGCACCAACAACAUUAGAAUAACAAGACUUGGAAACGAUGUGUAUUUUGGCUGUGACUUGAUGACUUCCAUACACAUUCCCACAACCAUUUCUAUAAUUGGGAAUAACGCAUUUAAUGGUUGUGAAAAAAUUUCGUCGAUUGAGCUUUCUGAAAACGUAAAAAAUUUUGGGAUUAAUGCGUUUGGUAUGUGUUUAUCUUUACUUGAAAUAAAAAUUCCAAAAUUAGUCAAAAUCAUUCCAAAGUGGUGUUUCGCUGAGUGCAUCAAACUUUCACGCGUAAACCUUUCAGAGAAUUUAAUUGAAAUUGGAGAAGAAGCGUUUUUCAAUUGUCACUCUUUACAAUCAAUAAAAAUUCCAAGUGGAGUUUCUUAUAUUGGACAAUCUGCGUUUAAUGAAUGUGAAAAGCUGAGUGAAAUUAUAUUGCCAAAGAGUAUUUCGGACAUAUCAUAUGGCUGUUUUGCAGGGUGUUCAACUCUCACUAAAAUUGCUAUUCCCGAUACAGUCAGUGUUAUAAACUCAAUGAGUUUCUUUCAAUGUAAGAAUUUGCAGAUUUUGGAAUUGCCAAAAAAUCUGCAAGUGAUUGGAAACGAGGCAUUUGGCGGAUGCACAUCACUUGUUAGUAUCACGCCAUACGGUACAAUUAUAUCGUAA